UUGUCCUCCAUGGAGGACGCCGAUCGCUCGGCGACGGAUCUCAGGGACGGACGGGUUCGCGGGCAGAAUGGAGGCAGCUGGAGUUGCGAGACGACUUAAAGGCUUUGCCGAGAUAAGAGAUUGCCGAGGUCGAGCCUCGUGUUCGGAGGUUCUUUGCGAGAGGACAGAGUGGUGCGGAAGGUGGUGGAGGGGGCAGAAGAUCGUGCGGCUCGAAGAUCGAACGCUUCCGAUGGAAUCGUUUUCGGCCCAGGACCGUCUUGUCGAGGCCCAAGAAGAUUCCACUACGACAGAGUCAGUGAGAACGGUCGCUGCGUCGAGGGCAGUACCGUCGACCACGGCCAGCAGCAGAGUAUCAAGGGAUGCCGAAGACGACGUCGAGUCCUCGACUAACCCCGAGGACGAUGCCGCAAGGUCCGCCGAUAACAACCAGGGAUCCGUCAGUAUAGAAUCGUGCGAGAUUUCGUGCGCUUCCCUCGAGACUACGAGCUGCUCUCUGCCGGACGAAAGUCAAUUAGAUUUUUCCUCCAUGGGUCUGAAGCUGGGCAAGAGUAAGAAGCAAGAGGACGCCGGAGGUGCAGACGCUGGUGCAGAUCCGAACGCGAAUACGAAGGUGGAUGAGAACGAGAACGAGAAUGAGAAUGGGAACGAGAAGGGGAUUGGAAUCGAGAUGGAGAAUAGGAACGAGGAGACCAAGAUCGGGACCCAGAAGGAGACCAAGAUGGGGACUCAGAAGGAGACCAAGAUCGGGAUGGAGAAUGGGAGCAAGAAGGAGCUGAAGAUCGUGAUCGAGAAAGCGAAUGCAGACACGGGCGGAGGUGAGGAUAUAGAAGAAAAGACGAAAAAAUCCGUGGAGGAACGAAAUUCUUCGAAGAUGACAGCGACAUCGACAUCGUCGACGAUGUCGACGUCGUUAACGUCGGUUCAGUGUGCCGAGGAACAAACGGAGGAUUCGAAAGUGACGGCGGGUGGUGAGGAAUUCAUCACCUCGUCGCCGAUAUGCAGGAAAAGGCCAGCGAGUGAUUUUCUGCCGAUCAAUGCUGAGAUCAAGCGGAUAGGCGUGGAAAUUCCGCCAAACGAAGCGAACCAAGGACGAAGCGACGUGAGGAGGAUCUCGCCGGUGUUGGUGAGUCUUCGAGAACGAACACUCGGCGAGAUAUCCUUGUCCUCGGAUUCGUGCUUGUUCGACGACGACGUUAACAGCCGGUUCAUCUCGCGGAAUAACAGGAAUCUCAACGAGUCCUUCACCAGUGGCUGGAGGAUAACGUCGAAUGUAAACUUGGACGGUUCGUUCCAAAUGAAUGGCAAUUCCGAGGCGAUAGUUUGCACCGAGUCGACGGAGCACAGGGUUUGCGGAACAGCGACGUCGCCGGCAGGCGAGCGUACCAACGCGAGCGCGAAGGCGGCGCUGGUAGAGCCCAGCGAGAAGCUCGAAUACGCGGUCCCGUUCAUCGACGAGGACUCGUGCUGCUCGCUGUCGCGCGAAAGUCCCGAGAGGAACCUCAGCAAGUGCAAGGAGCCGAAACAGUGCGAGGAACCUGUCGAGGAGGAGGGGUACUCGUGCAACGACGUUAUGCCUACCAAGGGUUCAUGCACUGUGCCGAGCAAGCAGGCGCUCGAACUGAUCAAAAAUUCGCUGCCCCGUUUGAUGGUUAAGCUGGAGCACAUUGAUCUGACGUGUGGCUUGACGCUUGAUCGGAAAGACAAGAAGCGCGCGACGAUCAUCGCGACUAAGAAGAUUCCGAAGAAGAACGUCGCGUGCGAGACUGGCUGUACUAACGUGAACGUAAGGACUGAUACCACGAAUUCGCCGAAGGAAUCGUGUUUCGUUCGAAGGUGCACUUAUGGCAAGAAAUGUGUCCAAAAGACUGAGUCACAGGACCACAUGGAGAAACAGGUGGACGUUUCUCCCGUAGUAUCUAAUUCGAAAAAGGCACAAGCCAAAUUACAAUCAUCUCCCAUUAUGUCCAUAAAAGAAUGUAAGGUAAUUUUGCAGAGGGUAGCAGCCUCGCCAAAGACGAUAAGGACGUCCACGGUGCAAAAGUCUAGUACGGAAGGGUCGCCACAGAGAGCGAUUAUAGACAAGCUGAAAGAGAACGAGGAGGUCGUGUUCUCCUCGCCUUUGUCCUCCAGAAAGAGUUUACAGCCGUUGAAUAAUUUAGAUUCGUCCGAAACGACACCUAGCUCGCCGGAAGAGGUGCUGGAACCGACCGCCGAUGUAUCGGAAACCAUCGAUACGGAAACGGAAACCGAGACCGGCUCCGAUAGCUCUGAGAUAUCGCCCAUGACGAACGUGCGUCUCCGUGAAUGCGACGAUGACGCCGUUUCCGACCAAAUAUCGUGUCAAGAGAACGAGUCCAUAUGUUGCGUCGACAUUAAUCCGGAGAUCAUAUCGAGGCUGGAGCCGGAAAGACCGGAAACCUUCACCGAAGACUCAGCCGAGAGCCUGGCGCUUGCUACCGGCACGCGGGACGAAGUCAGAUCGGAUGGAAGCGAUUCUGGUUUGGGAAGCGAGAUCCCCGGUGAUCCUGGGCCUCCACCAGUCCCAGAAAGCGAUUCCGAGACUUCUUUCUUGGAUAGGAUACCCGAUGAUAUUCUUUCCGACAAAGAAAAAGCCGUGAAUCAAUUGGAGGACAGCUUUGUGGCGAAUACGAGCGUACCCGGUACACUGCAGACGCCAUUGACGAACUUUUCCAGUCCUACAAAGAGCAAUCUGAAACGAAGAUUGGUGGAUUGCAUGCAGGGAGCUCCUAGUCCAAAGAGAAGCAAUACGGCGGACGAAUCUAUGAAAAAGAAACGCAAUAUUCAGUUCGACGCCGUGACUGUUUACUAUUUUCCUAGGGCACAGGGUUUCACUUGUGUGCCUUCUCAGGGUGGCAGCACUCUUGGCAUGAGCCCGACGCACACUCAUGCCGAACGGUUCUCGUUAUCGGAGCACGCUGCUGAACAGAGGCGAAUUCAUCGUGCUAGACUAGCUCAAUUGCGCUCCGAGCGUGCUGCAAAUUGCGUAUCCGAAGCAGCCUCGAGCUCCGAGGAUCCCAGCGACGAUACGGACGAGGAACAAAGUGAUAACGAGGAGCUGGACAUCGAUAGUUAUUACUUCCUGCAGCCCGUGCCUACGUGGCAGAGACGAGCUUUGCUUAGAGCAGCAGGUGUACGUAGAAUAGAUGCGGUAGAGAAGGACGAGUGCCGUGACAUUAGAGCUAGCAGAGAACAUUGUGGUUGCGGAUGUAAAGGAUACUGCGAUCCGGAAAGCUGUCCUUGCAGUAGAGCCAAUGUAAAGUGCCAGGUUGAUCGAGCGGGUUUUCCAUGCGGAUGUACUCGGGAUGGUUGUGCUAAUAGUUCAGGCAGGAUCGAGUUUAAUCCAGUACGAGUACGAACGCAUUUCAUUCACACUCUAAUGCGAUUAGAGUUGGAGAAAAAGCAACGAGAGGAAGAAGGUGCGGAUCAUGAUGCUUCCGACAAUCAAAACGGUAGAAGUCCGUUAAGAGAAAUCAAUUUAGGAUCCGUAAUGGAAAACAGGAGUCCGGAAACGUGUCUGAGCGCCAGCGGUUUCACAACGCUGCACUACGAGAGUCACGACGCUAGGGAUGGCGGGUCCAAUUGUCAGCCGGAAGUACCGGGCACGAGAGAGGAUAGCCUGGAUCUUUAUGCCAUUAGAGAUGAUUGUUAUCCUAGCGAAGACACUGUCGAUGGUACGCAGGGACCUCAAAGGAAACUUCAUCCUGAGUUUAGUCAAGCUUUUCAAACAUUCUCAGGCCAAACAAGUGCCGGAGUAAACUUUCAACAGCCUACUUAUCAGGAUUAUCAGCCUUACGUUAACCUUCCUUCUACAUCUAGGGUGCAAUUUCAGCCGCAAUUCCAAACGGUGCCAGGAAAUCCAGGGUUCUCACACUAUGCGCCUUAUGGACAGGACACCGGAUCGAUUCAGGGGAACUGCCAGGUCCAUCCCGGACAACACUCUUCCAGCUACGAAACUAGCUUCGCCCUUUCAGCAGAUGGAUAUUCGUAUUACGGUGAGAUGGAGCCUCCCGCGCACGGUACUUAUCAUGGGAACGGAGCCAAGACUGAGGUAGAAAAGAACCAAGGUAACGAGCAACAGUCGGAAAGUACGGAAGAGUGCGACGAAAACUUUGGAGAAAUUAUUAAAAAGUCAAUGGUCGAGACUGUAUCCGCUUAG
This is a messenger RNA of Eufriesea mexicana, 4177 nucleotides long. RefSeq names its product AXIN1 up-regulated 1 (gene Axud1). The transcript is spliced from 6 exons. NCBI's taxonomy places the organism in Eukaryota, Metazoa, Arthropoda, Insecta, Hymenoptera, Apidae. The record is from RefSeq and is a predicted model, not a curated record. Gene Ontology annotation, biological process: regulation of transcription by RNA polymerase II. Gene Ontology annotation, cellular component: nucleus. The coding region runs from base 68 to 4177 and encodes 1369 amino acids. Gene Ontology annotation, molecular function: sequence-specific DNA binding; DNA-binding transcription factor activity, RNA polymerase II-specific.